AUGAACGCAAACCAAUAUCAGUCACUUUCCACUGCGAGGGAAGAAAUCAUGAGCAUUUUUCCGGACCUGAAGCCCGAAAAAUUCUAUUCCGUGCCGGAUGUCGAGGCAAUGCCUCGUCAAACUCACGACCAGAGCGCUGGGGACAUCGUGCCUAACACAGAACGGACGACUCAACCGGGCUACUUAUCGGAUGCUGAAAUAUUAGGACUGGACCUUUACGUCAAGCCGCCUGAACCAGUUUACCGUCGCAUACAGCUGCCCAACUAUGCGGGUCCAGAAUUCCGGGCCGCGAUGGCAAUCGUCGACGCCACAUUUAACUGGCCGCUAGUGUUAGCAGGUGAAAACGUGACCUUCGAUCCGACCGCGGAUUUGGUGCAGGCACCGCCAACGCCGGAAGUCGAAGAGCGGCGAACGGACGACCAAAUCCUUUUGGAACGCGACGUAGACCCGGUCACGAGGCGUUGGAGUUCCGACAGGAAUGUUUCGUGGAUUUCGGAAUCCGAAACUGGAGAAGAGGACACAAAGCCACAAGGAAAGGAACGUCACCGCACUCUCUGGUGCCGAACAAAACAGUUUUUCGGCUUCAUAUUUUGUUGUGGCGCCAUCUUGUCCGAUGAGUAA
Molecule: messenger RNA, 621 nt
Organism: Macrosiphum euphorbiae (potato aphid)
Lineage: Eukaryota; Metazoa; Arthropoda; Insecta; Hemiptera; Aphididae
Source: the annotation of a GenBank genome assembly